GAAGGAAGGAAGGCAAGAAGGAAGGAGGGAAAGGAGCAUUCUUUGGGGCCACAUUUGUCAUGACGGGAAACCAUUCAACCUCUAGUGGAUAUUGAAGAUUUUGGAAUUCCGAAGUGCAGCAAGGAAACGAGUCCUAUAGGAAGAAGAAAUACUCCGAAGGUGCCGAUCUGGCUGAACUCUUCACCUCACUCAGAGUUCAGAUAGGGAAACAUGGGGAAGGAAGCAUAUAAAUGCACUGAAUGUGGAAAGAGCUUUCCUCGGAGCAGAAAUCUAAAGUUACAUCAAAAAAAUCACACUGGGGAGAAACCCUUUAAAUGCCUGGAGUGCGGAAAGAGCUUCACUCAGAGCGGACAUCUACAUUCACAUCAAAGAAUUCACACUGGGGAGAAACCUUAUGAAUGCAAGGAAUGUGGAAAGAGCUUCACUCAAAGUGUAGGCCUACGUUCGCAUCGAAGGACUCACACCGGUGAGAAACCCUAUAAAUGCCUGGAGUGUGGCAAGAGCUUUCCUCACAGUGGAGAUCUACGAUCACAUCAAAGAACUCACACUGGGGAGAAACCUUAUGAAUGCCAGGAAUGUGGAAAGAGCUAUGCGAACAGUUCACAUCAAAGAACUCACAGUGGUGAGAAACCCUUUAAAUGCCUGGAGUGCGGAAAAAACUUCACUCAGAGCGGACAUCUACGUUCACAUCAAAGGACUCACACUGGUGAGAAACCCUAUAAAUGCCUGGAGUGUGGCAAGAGCUUUUCUCAAGGUGGAACUCUACGAUCACAUCAAAGAACUCACACUGGGGAGAAACCUUAUGAAUGCCAGGAAUGUGGAAAGAGCUUCACUCACAGUAAAGACCUACAUUCACACCAAAGGACUCACACUGGGGAGAAACUUUAUGAGUGUCCAGAGUGUGGAAAGAAAUUCACUUGGAUUAGGAGUUUGCAUUUACAUCAGAAGAGUAUUCACAGUGGUGAGAAACCCUAUACAUGCCUGGAGUGCGGAAUGAGUUUUACUCAAAGUGGACAUCGACGAUCACAUCAAAGAACUCACACUGGGGAGAAACCCUAUAAAUGCCAGGAAUGUGGAAAGAGCUUCACUCGCAGUGAAAGUCUACGUUCACAUCAAAGAACUCACACUGGGGAGAAACCUUAUGAAUGCCAGAAAUGUGGAAAGAAAUUCACUCAGAGUGGGCAUUUGCAUGUACACCAGAAGAGAAUUCACAGUGGUGAGAAACCCUUUAAAUGCCUGGAAUGCGGAAAGAGCUUUGCUCUGAAUGAAAACCUAUGUUCACAUCAAAGAAUUCAUACUGGGGAGAAGCCCUAUAAAUGCCUGGAAUGUGGAAAGAGCUUCACUCACAGUCAAGGUCUACAUACACAUCAUAGAACUCACACUGGAGAAAAACCCUAUGAAUGUCCGGAGUGUGGAAAGAGAUUCACUCAGAGUUUAUAUUUAAAUACACAUCAAAGGAAAAUACACCGGGAGGAAACCCUAUAAAUUCCUGGACUGUAGAAAGUGCUUUGCUCAGAAUGAAAUGCUACGUUCACAUCAAAGAACUCACUCAAGGGAGAAACGUUAUAAAUGCCAGGAGUGUGGAAAGAACUUUGCGCAUAGCGCAGAACUAUAUUCACAGCAAAGAACUCACACUGAGGAGAAACCCUAUAAAUGCCUGGAGUGGGGAAAGAGAUUUGCUCAGAGUGAAGAGCUAUCAAAACAUCACAGAACACAGACUGGGGAGAAACCAGAAAGAGCUUCCCUUGCAGUGAAGAUCUACGCAAACAUAAUCGAACUCACGCUAGGAGGAAACUGUAAAUGCCUGGAAUGUGAAAAGAGCUUCGGCGAGAGUGGAACAUACAACUUAAAAUACAGAAAUAUGCAAACAUUAAAACAGGGAUGAAACAUAAACAUAUUUUAAAUUCCCAGUUAAAAACCA
Messenger RNA from Anolis sagrei ordinatus, 1921 nucleotides. The record is from RefSeq and is a predicted model, not a curated record. NCBI's taxonomy places the organism in Eukaryota, Metazoa, Chordata, Lepidosauria, Squamata, Anolidae.